Aspergillus affinis is the source of this 339-nucleotide messenger RNA. RefSeq names its product thiamine-binding protein. Gene Ontology annotation, cellular component: cytosol. The transcript is spliced from 4 exons. The coding region runs from base 1 to 339 and encodes 112 amino acids. The record is from RefSeq and is a predicted model, not a curated record. Lineage: Eukaryota; Fungi; Ascomycota; Eurotiomycetes; Eurotiales; Aspergillaceae.
AUGGAAUCCACUACCGAAACCCUCGAGACUCCCACUCACUGCGUUGCCGACUUCUCUCUAGUCCCAAUCGGCACCCACGACACGUCCUUCGCGCAGGAGAUUGCAGAGAUUCAACGCCUGCUUCAGCGAUGCGACCUGAAGCAUCAAAUGACUUGUACCGGGACGGCCGUUGAGGGACCCUGGGAUCAAGUCCUUCAGGUGAUCGGACACGCGCACCUGCUUGUUCAUAAACGUGGAGUUGCUCGCAUCCAGACGGAUUUGCGGGUGACGACUAGGACCGACAAGGAUCAGCCGAUGGAGAAUGAGAUUUUGUCCGUGGAGCGGAUCCUCACAGCUUGA